CAAACCCUAAUCACCACAUUUUGUACACCCAAUUUAGGUGUUCGUCGGCCUUUUCUUUUCCGAUCUCCUUUCUCAUCUAAUUAUCUCAAAUUAGCGCCGGAAUUUCGAUUCUAGAUAUCGAGCAGUCGCAAUCUCAAUCGCGGUGGUCGUUUUUCUUUUACAACACAUGUUUUUUGGGGGAAAGUGCUGCCGGAGUUGCGUAGGAGCUGAAAUUCGCCGGCGGUGUGAUUCAUGGCGUCUGCCGUGUUAGCCAGCCAGAAGGAGACGAGCUGGGGCCCCAUGGGGAAGAACCCGUACUCAAAUUUACCCCUGAAUGCAAACCCUAACCCUAACCCCAAGAAGAAGCAGAAGAAAUUCCACCACGCCUCCGCGAACGAAGUCAUCGGAGGGCGUUUCCAAGCCAACGGCAAUCACCACCACAACCUCGAAUCUCCGGCGGUGACUCAGACGGCAUCCGACGAUGCCUAUUCCUUCAACCAGACGACAACCAGCAGGAACGCAGCUAAUUACGGGGGCUACAUGACCUUCAAUUUAGCCUCGUAUACGAAGUCCGACCUCGUGGAGCUCCGCAAGCGGCUAUCGUCAGAGCUCAGUCAGAUCCGUGAUUUGCGAGAUCGGAUGGAUUCUGGCCAACUCAGCAUUGUGGAGAACCCUAGAUCCCAGGUGAAAUCGAAGAAAUUUGCCGGAAACAAGAGACCUGGCGCGGAUGUUGCAUUCUUGCCCAAAAAGUUGCCCAAUGUAUAUGACAGUGGCAGUAUAGACCCUGCUGAUUGUGAAAUGAUGUUAAAGGAAUGUGGCAAGAUUGUCACCAAAUUAUUAAAGCACAAGUUCGGGUAUGUUUUCAAGGCUCCUGUUGAUGUUGUGGCCUUUGGGCUUCAUGAUUAUCACCUGAUUGUGAAACAACCAAUGGAUCUUGGCACAGUUAAAACAAAUCUUGCCAAGAAUCGCUAUCUGAAUCCCUUGGAGUUUGCAGCUGAUGUGCGGCUGACUUUUAAUAAUGCAUUGCUUUACAACCCCAAGAGUGAUCCUGUUAAUGGGAUGGCAGAGCAGUUGUUGGCCAAAUUUGAGGAGCUGUUUAGGCCAAUACAGGAUAAAAUUGAUAGUUAUUUGGAGCAGCAGAGGGAGAUGGAGGCUUGCGAGUUUCGAGCAGUUGACGAGUUGCACUAUAGGGGAAUUGAUGAAUUGCAAGGGAGCUCAUGGAAUAACCAUACGAACCAUUUCAUGCCUUCCCCACCCAGAGAGAAGACUAAGCCUAAAGCUAGUCCUGUUCCCUUUGCAUCGAAUCCUCCUCCUAUGAUCCAGCAGCCUCCUAUGAUGCAGGAGAUGUUGCCUCCUUCUCCCAUUGGACUCUCUUCUAUGCCACCCAAUAGAGAGCUGAAAGCUGGGAGGGGUGGUACACCAAAGCUGCCGAAGCCUAAAGCUAAGGAUGAGAAUAAACGAGACAUGAGCAUGGACGAGAAGCAGAAGCUAGGUAUUGGGCUGCAGAGCUUGCCUCAAGAGAAAAUGCCACAGUUGGUGCACAUCAUAAAGAAGCGGAAUAAGCACUUGGCCCAGGAUGGGGAUGAAAUAGAGCUUGACAUCGAGGCCCUUGACAAGGAAACUCUUUGGGAGCUCGACCGUUUUGUCACCAACUGGAAGAAGAUGGUGAGCAAAUCCAAGCGGCAGGCGUUGAUGAACAACACUCAAGUAGGUGGGGCUGUUGCUCCUGCCAGUCCUGUUGCGGAUGUUGAUAUGGGUGCAAUGAGUGACAAAAAUGAUGAUGACUUGGGGAGAAAAAUGAAGGAUAAUGAUGAUGAGGACGUGGACAUUGAUGAUGAUAUGCCUGCGGCUAGCUUUCCUCCGGUUGAAAUUGAAAGGGAUGAAGGGGCUGGAGGUGUUGGUGGCGAGGAUCAUGUUCGUGUAGAUGUAGGUAGCCAGGACCAUGAGGAUGUGGGUGUGCGGGUUCAGGAUAAUGGAGGUGGCCAUGAUAAUGAUGAACGAGGCAAUGCAAGCAGCAGCUCAAGUAGUUCGGGAAGCUCGAGUAGUGAUUCGUCUUCCUCGAGCGAUUCUGAUUCAGGGAGUUCCUCUGGGAGUGACUCAGAUGCAGAUGAUGCUCAGUCUUGACGUAGUUAAGCUCCCUUGAUAUGAGAAGUACUGAGUUGGACUUGGGGCUGGGUGUUCUUGUUUAAGUGACAUAUGAGGAGUGAUUAGAUGGGCUUGGGACCCGGUGUUUCUGUUGUAUGGAAAAUAAAGCAUGUUAAUUGUUAAGAGUUAGCGCAGCAAAAACAAGCUUCCCUUGGGGGAUGAUGGUGGUUAAUGUGGAAGUUUGAUGGGACUUCUAUGUAUUCCUGUCUGUUGGCUGUUUUUGUAGGGUUUGAAUAUGGAAAGGAUUGUAGCAUGUAGAAUUGAGGACAAAAGAAGAGAUUCAGUAGAAUGUAGAUACAGAUCUGAAUGGGAUGUAUGUCUGUGUACAGUUUCACAACAGAAUUAGUUGGGGAAAUAUUUCUUAAUGAAAGAGCCUUUGAUAUGUCCAAGUGUUUCAUCCUUGCAUUUUUACUUUAUAAUUAUGUCAUGAUUUGUAAUUUGGUCAUUUGUGGACACAUUCUUCAAUAUGUCACUUGAGGGAGUCUUAUGGGAAAAAAAGGAAUUAUGCAGAUAGUAUUCAUUGAUAGGUAUUAUGUAAUAUAUACCCUUUUUGUGAAUGAGCUAUGAAAUAGUAGGUACGUAUUGGUAUUGGUUGAUUUGUUAGAUGAAACACUGUAUGAGAGCUUGUUGGCUCGAAAAUAUGAUUUUUUUUUUUUGUAAUUUUCUAUAGUUUAAAUGAUUAAGGUGAAGAUAUGAUUUUUUUUGUAAUUUUCUAUUAGUUUAAAUGAUUAAGGUUUGAAUUUGG
This is a messenger RNA of Striga asiatica, 2869 nucleotides long. NCBI's taxonomy places the organism in Eukaryota, Viridiplantae, Streptophyta, Magnoliopsida, Lamiales, Orobanchaceae. The record is from the annotation of a GenBank genome assembly.